UCGAACUGCGUUACGUAAGCGCAAUGGUGCCGGUCAAGUCCGCCAAGGAGUACGGCCUCAUCCAGAACGUCAUCGCACUGUUCUCUGAGACCGUGCAGAGGGCGUUGCGGUUGGGUCUGCUCAGCCAGGAGCAGCUGGACCUGUACGACCCGGCGCUCAUGUUCACCAUCCCGCGGCUGGCCAUCGUCGCCGGCCUGGUCAUCUACCCGGACGGGCCUCUGCGGCUGGACCAGGACAUCGCCGACAUCUCGGAACUCUUCCGGCCGUUCAAGAACCUGCUGUGCAAGAUCCGCGAGUUGCUCUGGACGCUGAGCAAGGCCGAGCUGUACGCGCUGGAGAAGGCGCUGUGCUCGGUGGACGAGCCGAUCGCCACGGUGGCGGCCGAGGCGCCCAGCGCGCCCGACGCCUACCCCAUGCCCGACAUCGACGCCUUCGUGGCCGAGUUCUACGCCGGCGGCCGGGUCGGCCGAGUGCCCGUCAUCGCUUGCGAUUACGGCAGCCGGCUGGACCAGCGCCGGGACGUGGAGCGGGCUGUGGGCGCCAUCCUGGAGGACCUGGUGGGUCUGGCCGUGGCCGAGGCCGAGCGGCGCGCCGAGGCCGAGCCCCCGCCGCCGCCGCCUCCCCCGUCGCCGCCGCCGCCGGCGCAGCCUGCCCGGCCUCACGGCCGCUACCGCAAGAAGAAGCUGACGCGUGCCUGCGCGGGCUCCGGCGGCCUGCUCUACCAACACAACCACUGCGACCGGACGCCGGCUGGCGCGUCGACGCCGGCGGAGCACGGCCAGCCGUCGUCGCCGUCGUCCUCGACGUCGAGCGACGAGGACCGCGCCGGCCGGAGCGACGACCGCGAGAUCGCGCUGGCCAUCCAGGCGGCCGAGAUUGCCACCCGCAACCGCGCCCGCGCCCGCUUCAAGGACAGCCAGGAUCUGAUCCACCGGCUGUUCGUGUGUAUCUCGGGCGUGGCCGAUCAGCUGCAGACCAACUUUGCCUCCGACCUGCGCAAUAUCCUCAAGGCCGUCUUCCAGAUCAAUGCUACGCCCGAGGAGUCGUCCAGUGGCGAGCUGAGCCCGUCGUGCGGCUCGGUGGACUCGGCCGAGGAGGCCCUCUCGACGGACACUGUCAUCGACGUGGUGGAGGUGGGCGGCGAGCCACCGCCGCCGCCGCCACCACCGCCCCCGCUGCUCUCCGAGGAGUCGCACCUGGCCAGCAACAUGCGUGUGGUCGGCGAUCACAUGGAGGCCGAGGUGCUGGUGCACGGUAGCAUCGGCAUCAGCGGCGAGGCCGGCCUGGUGCAGCAGGUUGGCGGCGUGCUGCCGCUGCCGCAGUACGGACACGUCAGCGCCGUGCGCGUGUGCGAUGAGUGCCUGGCGGCCGAGACGCAGACCUGA
This is a messenger RNA of Pollicipes pollicipes, 1385 nucleotides long. RefSeq names its product lateral signaling target protein 2 homolog. Lineage: Eukaryota; Metazoa; Arthropoda; Thecostraca; Pollicipedomorpha; Pollicipedidae. The record is from RefSeq and is a predicted model, not a curated record. The coding region runs from base 24 to 1385 and encodes 453 amino acids. The transcript has 9 exons. Gene Ontology annotation, cellular component: early endosome membrane.